Molecule: messenger RNA, 1731 nt
Organism: Prinia subflava (tawny-flanked prinia)
Lineage: Eukaryota; Metazoa; Chordata; Aves; Passeriformes; Cisticolidae
Product: NAD(P)(+)--arginine ADP-ribosyltransferase 2-like
Exons: 3
Coding region: 242-1078 (278 amino acids)
Molecular function (GO): NAD+-protein-arginine ADP-ribosyltransferase activity; NAD+ poly-ADP-ribosyltransferase activity
Source: RefSeq, a predicted model, not a curated record
AAAUUAUUUAUGGGAAAAGUGUUGGUUCUGUGUAAGAUAGGAGGCCCACUGUAAUGAAUAUUUAUGAUUCUGGUGGAUAAAUACCCUGUGGCAAAUCCCCCCUGCCCUGCAGGACCAGGAGAGCUCCGCGGUGAGUCCCAGCUGAUAAAGAAUUCCGGCUCUGGGCCCCCUCCAGCUCUGUCAGGGAGUUCACUGCGGCUGAUUUCGUGUCCCCCACUGCUCCUGGUGGCCUCUCCCCGCCAUGGCCCCUCUGUCUCUCACCCUGGCCCUGCUGGCAAUGGCCGUGGCCACUGCGGGCAUUGAGGUGGUGCCCCUGGAUAUGGCCUGGGACUCCUUUGAUGACCAGUACCAGGACUGUGGCCCCAACAUGACCGCGGCCUUGCCGGCCCUCAACCGCUCCGAGUUCCAGAAGAAUCCUCUCUUUGCCUGGGCCUGGCCUAAGGCUGUGGCUGAGUGGCAGCAACUGGGGUCCCCUGUGUCCCCUCUGUCGUCCCCAGCCCAGGCCAUCGCCCUCAUGGCCUACACCAUGAAUGACCUGUACAAGGAGUUCAACAAGGCCGUGCGCGUGGCCGGGCGCUCCCGCCAGCACUACCGGGACAAUUUCCACUUCAAAACUCUGCAUUUCCUGCUGACCCAGGCGGUGGUGGCGCUGAGGGACACACAGAGACUGAACCGUGGCUGUGUGUACCGGGGCGUGGACAAGGUCCAGUUCCAGGCACGGGUUGGCCAGAGGGUCCGGUUCGGUCAAUUCGCGUCAACAUCGCGUUGUGAAGAUGUCAUCCACGACUUUGGGACGAACACAACAUUCGAGGUGCAAACGUACCAUGGCGCAGAAAUCAAGAGGUUCUCCUACUUUCAACGUGAGGAUGAGGUGCUGAUCCCACCCUUCGAGACCUUUGAGGUCACCAAAGUUGACCAGAAAGAGACAAAUAUCCGGAUUCACCUCAGCUCCACCGGGACCUUCAGCAACUACAACUGCGAGUGGCUGAAAGGUGGGAGCCUCCCCAGGAACUCCCCCCACCUUGGGGGGCUUCUCCUGGCGACCGUGGCCAUGGCAGUGGUCACCGGAACCCUCUGAGCCACCAGGCCACCAAGGUCACUGUGGUCUUGGAGGCCACUGUGGCCACCAUGAUCACGAAGGCCACCAGGACCUGCAGAGAAAUGAGGCCACCAAGGCAACCAAGACCGUUGUGGCCACUAUGGUCACCACGGCCACUGUGACUAUUGCUGCCACUUUGUCCCCUAUGACCACUCUGGACAUUGCAACCACCAUGCUCACCUUGGCCAUUGUGGCCACUGUGACCCAUGUGGCCACUAUGGCCACUGUGGCCACCAUGGUCACUGUAACUACUGAGGCCACCAUGGCCACCGUGAUUACCAAGCUGACCAAGGCCACCAUGGCCACUGUGGCCACUGUGGCCACCGUGGUCACUGUAACAAGAGGUCAGUCCUGGGGAAGCCCCUCUGAGAGCUGCCCAGGAGGGAGCGGUGCCAGGCCAGCAGGAUGGGCAAGGGCAGGGCUGGAGCUGCCAGGACAGCCCAGGACAGGCCAGGACAGCCCAGGACAGCCCAGGACAGCUCAGGACAGGCCAGGACAGCCCAGGACAGCCCAGGACAGGCCAGGACAGCCCAGGACAGCCCAGGACAGCCCAGGACAGCCCAGGACAGCCCAGGACAGGCCAGGACAGGCCAGGACGGCCAGGACAGGCCAGGACAGGCCAGGACAGCCCA